AUGUCUGCGUCCAUGGAAGAAGUGCCUGUUCGCGUAAAACUUUUCUUUGACAAUCUUUCACUGCCAUGUUCUUGGGUUUUGGUAAAAACAAAAAAGUGUCCUAAAGUGAAAGAUUUUCUUUCCUACGUAAGGCGGAAGUUCAUGCCUCAGAGAGACGGGUCUCUCUCUAUCCUCAUCAAUGGCUGCACAGUCCCAGAGUGGGAAAAAUCCUCUAUAUUUCGUGAAGAUGAUAUUGUGCAUCUGUAUUUUAAAGAAAUAACACAUGUUUCCAUGGUUUCUGAUAGGUUGAUAACACCAGAAGAGUAUGCAGAAAUUUACAAUAAAGAUAAGGAUUUAAGAAAAAAGAAGAAGAGCAAAGAAGAAUCAAGCUCAAUACAAAGUAAAGAAACAGAGAGAAAAGGUGUAGAAGAUGUCAUGUACAUAUCAGGUGACGAGGAACACCAGACAAAAAAGAAACGGAAAAUAUCAACAGAAAAACAUGAAACUCUGGAGGAUGAGGAUAUGACACCAGAUAGAAGUACAAAUCACACAGAGGAUACAGUCAAACCUGACAAGAAAAAGCGUACAAGAAAACGUAAAAGGCGAAGAGAAGAGGCAGCACCUGCAGCUACUGUCAGCAACAAUUCAAUCAAUGUCAAACCUCUCAGACAACAAGUAGAUCUGAACAGUAACAUGCAUAUUAAGUUUACUUCAGAUAACGAGGAAGAACAAUCAUGUACAAUGUUAGACUCCUCAAGGACACAGGAAGACGCCCUCCAGCAGGAGGAGGAGUCACUCAGAACCAGCACUCCUGUAUAUCACAAACAUGGGGAUCAAACUGUAGAUCUCACAUACAGUGAGAGCCCAUCAGCAAUAGAUAGGCCCACUGUGACACAGUCAGUUCUAGCCAAUGGAGUGGCAGUGUUUUCUCGACCCAGAAGUCGGCAGAUCAAGAGCAAUAGUUUUAGAGAGCUGACAAAGGAACAGCAGUUGUCGACAAAACUCACCAAUAGAUCCUUUGUUUUACAGAACACCAGUCUGAGUAAUGGGAAAGAGGAAUCAGCACCAUUGACCUGUCCACAGAGGUCAUCUAGUAACGCCAGUCCUGUCAUUGCUAUUCCAGUACGCAGGGAAUACCAGCAGUUUCCAUUGCUUCAAGGCAGUCCUAAUCCUGGAGAUAAGAUAGCAUUUAAGAUGCUUGAAAUGUCUGAAAAUUACACACCAGAAGUUGGAGAUUACAAGGAGGCAGAAGUAGUCAGUUUUAACAGCUCAUCACAGAUUGUAGAAAUGAAGAUCAGUCCAGGCUUCAAUAAAGAGAGAACAUUAGGAAAAUUUGAUGUUGAUUUAAAUGAUGAAGAAACGGAUAUGGACUCAGAAGAAACAAUGGUGGAGACUCACCCUUUGACCUCUCUGAUGGAAGUGAGGCUAAUCACUGAAUGAGUCAAUUAUCAUAUAAGUUCUACCAUGCUCACCUCUUGUGAACAAAGUCACCUAAAUAUGAAUUCAUGUAUUUAAUAAAAUUACAUAUACAUGUAUUCCAUUUUUUAAAAAAGAAAAUAAACUCUCUUAACACAUAGCCUUCAUGAUUGUUUCACAUUAAAAGGAACAUUAUUUAACCCCAAGAGUAGUUUUUAAUUUUCCUGGGAUAAAGAACAAAUAUUAACAGCCUGGACUACAUGAUUUAUUUUC
This is a messenger RNA of Saccostrea echinata, 1668 nucleotides long. Its product is annotated as coilin-like. Gene Ontology annotation, biological process: spliceosomal snRNP assembly. The transcript is spliced from 7 exons. NCBI's taxonomy places the organism in Eukaryota, Metazoa, Mollusca, Bivalvia, Ostreida, Ostreidae. Gene Ontology annotation, molecular function: U1 snRNA binding; U2 snRNA binding. The record is from RefSeq and is a predicted model, not a curated record. Gene Ontology annotation, cellular component: Cajal body. Bases 1 to 1419 code for a protein of 472 amino acids.